This is a messenger RNA of Alternaria incomplexa, 1641 nucleotides long. RefSeq lists its product as uncharacterized. Gene Ontology annotation, molecular function: transmembrane transporter activity. Bases 1 to 1641 code for a protein of 546 amino acids. Gene Ontology annotation, biological process: transmembrane transport. The record is from RefSeq and is a predicted model, not a curated record. Lineage: Eukaryota; Fungi; Ascomycota; Dothideomycetes; Pleosporales; Pleosporaceae. The transcript has 3 exons.
AUGCCUCUGGGUAUACUCCAAGACUACAAGCUCGAACAUGUCCCUGGGACAGCUCCGUUAAGCGAGCUUGGUCGCAUUGAUCUCGAGAUCACGAACGAUGUUGAUCGCGGGCUGCUGAAGCAUGAUCCUACUGGGCAGAUUGUGCUGGUGCCGCAGCCUUCUGAUUCGCCGAACGACCCCUACAAUUGGCCAAGAUGGAAGAAGGAGAUGUUCACCGUCGUCAUCGCAUAUGGAUGCGGCGCUGUAGGAGCUGUCGGUCCGCUGCUCACACCAGCUUUCGUGCCCCUGGCAGCACAGUUCAACGUCCCAUUACAGAGGUUCACGCUGGGUUGCAAUGGAUCCUGCAUCGUCGCCAUCGCAGUGGGUAGUCUCAUCUGCAACACCUUAGCCGUCAAAAUCGGGAGACGACCAAUCUACCUCGCAACCACAGUUGGCCUGGCGGUGUCCUGUUUCUGGGCUGCGGAAGCUACCAGCUUUCCCUCUCUAGCGGCAGCCCGAGCGGUCCAAGGUCUUUGCAUGGCACCGUUUGAAGCACUUAUCCCAGCAUCCGUCGGAGACAUCUGGCACGUUCAUGAGCGCGGAUUUCGAAUGGCCAUCUUCAACCUUGGUGUCCUCGGUGGUAUCAACCUAGCGAGUCCAAUCGCUGGAUCCGUCAUCCAAUACGGCUCUCACCGCAUCGCAUUGCAUGCAAUGGGCGGUGCUUUUGUCAUCAUGCUCAUCCUCAUCAUCUUCUUCAUGCCCGAGUCCGCCUACCACCGCCACGACGUCAUCAAUAUCGACACGAGCUCCAAAACUGUGGAAAGUGACGCGGUUGAGAAGGAGAAGUCCGCCGAGCGCGUCGAAGACUAUGCGGUCCAGUCGUCCGUCUCUUCCGAGGCCCCAUACCCUUACGUCAAGACUCUCAUGCCAUGGUCUGGUUACUGGGAUCAUGUCUCCUUCUGGCGCACAUUUCUACGCCCCUUUGUGGUGAUCAUGAGCCCGGUAGUCAUGUGGGCGACCUUGCUCUUCACCAUCUGCGUAUCCUGGCUUGUCUUGAUUUCCAUCACGUUGUCGCAGAUCUUUUCCGCACCACCAUACAGUUUCUCCGUGAGCGCGGUUGGCGCAACGAACCUGUCCUCGUUCGUGGCGUCUUUGUUGGCCACGCUGGUAGCCGGUCCGAUCAUCGAUGGUGUGGCGAAGUGGAUGUCGACACGCAAUAAGGGCACUUUCGAACCUGAGUUCCGUCUCCCUGUUAUGAUAACCUACCUGAUCUUUACCGCGACCGGCUUCUUUGCUUGGGGCCAAUCACUCCACAACCGCGAUCCGUGGCCCAUCCCAGUCAUCGUCUGCAUGGGUCUGAUCAACCUGGGUGUUCAGUUAGGAACUACCGCCGUCGUAACCUACGUCUCCGACUGCCAUCGCGAGCAGGCCGCCGAAGCCUUUGCCAUCAUGAACUUCGUCAAGAACCUUUUCGCAUUCGGCCUGACGUUCUACGCCAAUGACUGGAUCGCGGUACAGGGUGUGAGGGACGCGUUUUAUGUCAUUGGCGGAACCACUGUCGCUGUCACACUUUGCACGAUUCCAAUGUACAUCUACGGCAAGCGUGCGAGGAGUUGGGUGAAGAGAUGCGGAGUACUCGAUAGUGUUCUCAAAGCCGAGUAG